Molecule: messenger RNA, 756 nt
Organism: Pollicipes pollicipes
Lineage: Eukaryota; Metazoa; Arthropoda; Thecostraca; Pollicipedomorpha; Pollicipedidae
Product: putative ATP-dependent RNA helicase DDX46
Molecular function (GO): ATP binding; nucleic acid binding
Source: RefSeq, a predicted model, not a curated record
AUGGGAGCCAUCAUCAUGGCGCCGACCCGGGAGCUGUGCCUGCAGAUCGGAAAGGAGUGUCGCAAGUUCGCCCGGCCGCUCGGCAUCCGCGCCGUCUGCGUGUACGGCGGCACCGGCAUCAGCGAGCAGAUCGCCGAACUGAAGCGCGGCGCCGAGAUCAUCGUGUGCACGCCCGGGCGGAUGAUCGACAUGCUGGCGGCCAACUCGGGCCGCGUCACCAACCUCGUCCGCGUCACCUACAUCGUGCUGGACGAGGCCGACCGCAUGUUCGACAUGGGCUUCGAGCCGCAGGUGAUGCGGAUCAUCGACAACGUGCGCCCAGACCGGCAAUGUGUGCUGUUUAGUGCCACAUUCCCACGGCAGAUGGAAGCACUGGCGCGCCGCAUUCUUAAGCCUGUCGAAGUACAAGUUGGCGGCAAGAGUAUCGUGUGCAAGGAUGUUGAGCAGCACAUAGUGAUCCUGGACGAGGCGCAGAAGUUCUUCAAACUGCUGGAGCUGCUGGGCACCAGCGCCCAGCAGGAGAGCACGCUCAUCUUCGUGGACAAGCAGGAGGCGGCAGGCGAAGUGUCUCAGCGGCCUGGUGUGCAUCGGCGUGUGGUGCUGCUGCCGCCCGCGCGCGUGCUGGCAUCGCCACCCUCCGUGGCGGCGCGAGGUCUGGAUGUGAAGCACCUGACCAUGGUGAUCAACUACGACUGCCCCAACCACUACGAGGACUACGUGCACCGAUGCGGCCGCACCGGCAGGCUGCCUUCAUGA